Symbiodinium necroappetens is the source of this 1884-nucleotide messenger RNA. NCBI's taxonomy places the organism in Eukaryota, Dinophyceae, Suessiales, Symbiodiniaceae. The record is from the annotation of a GenBank genome assembly.
AUGCUGCCUGGCGCAGAUCGGCUUUGUGGAGUUGAAAUCCUGCUACUUCCUACCGGCACCGACACGUCAUUGACGUUGGGCCUGAACAUCGCAGCUUUGAAGAUGGCAGCUUUGAUUGGACCGAAUCUACCACGGCCUGACAUCCCCAAACAAUGGCCUCACAUGCACAUGGGCGAGAUCAGACCGAUGUCAUCAGCGGCUGCGCGUGAAGAGCUUCCUCCUGGUUGGAAGCGUGUGGAAUCCAGGACAAAGCCCGGGACAUACUACUAUGCGCACCCGGCAACCAACCGUACACAGGUGAGCCCACCACAAGGAGCGAAGCAAGUUCCGGCAGCUGCUUCCAACGGUGGUCAGAAGCAAGUUCCGACGAAGGAGAUGGCUCAGGAAGAAAGCGCGCCGAAAGCUUCCGAUGAGAAGGAAGAGCGAAAGCGGAAACAUCAGCAAGUGGAAGAAGAAGCCGAAGCGGAACAGGAGAUGGUCGAAGAGGAGCUGAAGCGAAUAAAGGCAGCCAAGAAGGCUAAGGAGCUAGAACAGAAGCGAAAGAAAGAGGAGGAGCGCAGAUUGGAGCAGUUGCGCAAAGAGGAAGAAGCCAGGCUGGAAAAGGAGCGCUUGCAAAGAGAAGAAGAAGAGCGCAAGCGACAGCAGGAGCUUGAGGCUUUGGCAGAGGAACGCCGAAGGCGAGAAGCGGAAGCCAGGAAGAAGGACUUGGAGGCGCAGCGAAGAAAGGCAAUGGUCUUCGAGCAGCACUCAAUCCUACAGAGGAAGCUGGCUGAGGAUGCGAGAAAGCGGCAGGCUGAAGAAGAGGAGAGGCGCAAAAAAGAGGCUGAAGAGAAGCAACGAAUGCAGAAGGAAGAUCAGAAGGCUGACCAGAAGGAUGUAGAGGAGCCUCCCAAAGAGGAGGACGAGGAGACCCGCAAAGAGAAGAUAGCAAAAAGAGAAGCUAAGGUUUGGAGUCAGCCGAUUCCAGACCCUGCAGAUCCAGUCCUUGAGCCGUGCUUUGAUGUGUACAAGAAUGGAAAGCUUGUGCGUACUCACCACCUGACGGGUGAGAAGACCAGCUGGAUCAUAGGUCGAGGCCCAGCAGGAGUGGACAUUGCCAUUGGCAACAGCCGCAUCUCACGGAAGCAUGCCGAGAUUUCUUGUCAGACUCCGUUGAUGUUCUUGACUGACCUGGGGUCCACGUAUGGUUCGGCGAUGAAUGCGGAGAACCUGGAGAAGAAUCAGCCAGUGGAAUUGGUUGAUGGUGCGAGGUUCCGCUUCGGGGGCUUGCCGGAGCUGUACGUCUACCGUGAACCCCCACCAGCUGACGAAGAGGUCGAGGAGCCCUCCUCGCCUCCGAUCCAUGCUGAGGUGUCUGGCAUGGCGACCGCAGAGGAUGGUCCAGACCUUCCGCCGCAGGUGCCGCAGGCAGAGAGCGUGCCGGCACCGGUGAUCGACCCCGAGGCGGCAGCAGCAGCAUCGGCUGCCGCCCGAGCAGCAGCGGAAGCAGAGGAUGAAGCACGGGUGCGGCGCAUCCAGCAGAAGCGACAGGAGCGCAAAGCAGCACAAGAAGCUGAGAAAGCGGUUGCUGCAGCCAAGAAGGAGGAAGACAAGAAAAAGAAGCAGGAACGUAUCCAGAAGAAACGUGCUGUCAAGGAAGCCAAAGCUGCUAAAAAGGCAGCGCGAGCUGCUGCCGCCCAAUCAGCGGCAGCUGCAGGUUCCAGCAUUCUGAACCUGGGAGACGCGACUCCACCGGAUGCGACCCUGCCAGAUGCAGCCAUGGCCUCGCCGCCGGAUCAUUCGCCAGUGGCCAGUCCGAAGACAGAUGAGGCUGCUGACAAGUCUCCUGAUGACGAGCCUGCUCAGGAGGGAAGCGAGAAACCAGUCGAUUGCUCCUUCUUCUGA